Messenger RNA from Acytostelium subglobosum LB1, 507 nucleotides. RefSeq lists its product as hypothetical. The record is from RefSeq and is a predicted model, not a curated record. The transcript has 2 exons. Bases 1 to 507 code for a protein of 168 amino acids. Lineage: Eukaryota; Evosea; Eumycetozoa; Acytosteliales; Acytosteliaceae.
AUGAAUUCAAUAGACGUGUCUGAGCGAUCAUCAACCAACAAGUCCGACGUUCCCAAGGAGCGUGUUGCCAAGAAACCCAGGCAAGGCAUGAUUGGACGUGCUGCCAAGGCCAAACUAGAAAGGCAGACACGAAUCUUAGGCAAGAAGAAAGAGAAGUACAAGCAGCUCUCUGAUCAAGAUCAACAAAAGUUUAGCCUUGACUACAUCUUUAAGUCAAUAGAGAUGCCUCAGAGGACGUUGAUGGACCAGGUGUAUGGCAUGAACCCAAUGAUGAGCCUGUACCCAUAUCAACAGAGUAGUUUGGCAAAGAUGCUUCAAAGAGAGACAUCUCCAAAGAUGAUCGACAAUGCAUUAUACGUUGCAACAACAGAUAAUCCUGUCAAGUACAGGAACAUACUCGAUGUUAAUCAUAUAGUUGAUCAGAUGCCACAAGUUGAGGAUGUUCGAGGUGGUAUACUAUGCGAGGAGAUGGGUACUGGCAAGACUGUUAUAUGCAUUGGUAUGUGA